AUAAUUUGCUGUAUUUCAGGACUGAUUCGGGACUAUUUCGGGGGGAAAAAAAAACGUCUUCCCAAAUAGAUUUUGGGUAUAUACUGGUUCAUUUUUUUCUGUUUGUUGUCCAUCAGAUAACUCGUGAUAAACACAUUCGAUCUAAUCGUAAUUCGAUGCUUCAGUGUGAAAAGUGGCAGAAGGCAAUUGCCAUGUCCUGGUGACGCCCCACGCGUGGCGGACACUGUAGCUGUGGGAGCUGUGUUCAUUUCUGACGGUCAUCAUUCAGCAGUAUGGACAGCGAAGAUGAGAACGUGGAGGAGGCCGUGGAAGGUCCACUAGAUGAAGACGAACAACCUCAUGGACAGUGCACAGUGACCUACUCAUCCAGUGAUCGCUUUGAAGGCCACUUUAUACACGGAGAGAAAAAUGGGAAGGGCAAAUUCUUUUUCUUCGAUGGAAGCACCUUGGAGGGCUUCUACGUGGAUGAUGUUCUUCAGGGACAGGGCGUGUAUUCGUAUGAAGACGGAGGUGUCAUGCAUGGCACGUAUGUGGAUGGUGAACUCAACGGGCCGGCUCAGGAGUUUGACAUAGAGGGUCGCCCGGUGUUUAAGGGCCAGUACAAAGACAACAUCCGCUGUGGGGAAUGCUGGGCGUACCACACUGAUGGAGGCUGUGUGUUUGGGGAAGUGAACGAGGAUGGAGAAUUGACUGGUGAUUCAUUAGCGUACGUCUACCCUGAUGGCCGCACAGCUCUUCAUGGAAGUUUUGUGGAUGGUGAACUCAUCCAGGCUCAGCUCGCCACCCUGAUCCUCACUGAGGAUGGAAGACCAUCUUUUGAGGUCACACCGCGUCGUGGGGCUGUAUAUACAUAUGACAAAUCUACAUCCACUUGUAUUGCUACCCAUGCUAUGCUGCCAGAUCCUUAUGAGAGCCAAAGGGUAUUUGUGUCAGGCUCCUUGAUUAAAGGAGCUGGCCAAGGUCUGUUUGCCAAGACAGAUGCUGAAAGAGACACCGUGAUGGCCUUUUAUAAUGGAAUACGAAUCACACACUCAGAGGUGGACAACAGAGACUGGACGUUCAACGGCAACACAAUCUCACUGGACGAGGACACUGUGAUUGACGUACCUCAGCCAUUUGACCAGAUAGAGUGCUAUUGUGCCUCUCUUGGUCACAAGGCAAACCACUCCUUUACCCCCAACUGCAAAUAUGAUGUGUAUGUUCAUCCCCGUUUUGGGUCGAUCAAAUGCGUCCGAACAAUAAGAGCUGUGCAGAAGGAUGAAGAGCUGACCGUUGCCUAUGGGUACGAUCAUGAGGCGACUGGGAAGAAUGGCCCAGAGGCCCCUGACUGGUACAAGCAAGAGCUGUAUGUGUUCCAACAUGGACAGGCACUUCCCACAGCCUCUUGAGGCUACACAUUAAACUUGUGGACAGUACAAUAACACCCUGCUGCUUGGGAUUCACUUUGUCUUCCCUGUAGCCACAUAUCGUACCAUAAAUGCAGUACUAAAGGUUACGAUGCUGAACAUGCUAGGCAAACUGUUUUGCGCUGUGGCCCUCUGAGAUUGGGGCAAGAUUUUUAAGUAUGCACUCAAAAGUAUUUUUAAUGUUUACAUUUAGGGUAUUGAAACACUGUCAUUUUGCCCCUUUGGCUAACAAUUUACAAUCUAAAUAUAUACAUUUUUGAAAGUA
Syngnathus typhle (broad-nosed pipefish) is the source of this 1671-nucleotide messenger RNA. It is a transcript of the gene setd7, whose product is annotated as SET domain containing 7, histone lysine methyltransferase. Gene Ontology annotation, molecular function: protein binding; histone H3K4 monomethyltransferase activity. The transcript is spliced from 8 exons. Gene Ontology annotation, biological process: regulation of DNA-templated transcription. The record is from RefSeq and is a predicted model, not a curated record. Gene Ontology annotation, cellular component: chromosome. Bases 273 to 1388 code for a protein of 371 amino acids. NCBI's taxonomy places the organism in Eukaryota, Metazoa, Chordata, Actinopteri, Syngnathiformes, Syngnathidae.